CGUUCUGUCUCUGUAAUGCAGGGCUACCUGUUUUUCUUUGAGCAAAGCAGUGACUGUCUGUGCGGCCCUUUCUUCUGGAGGAGUGCAGCUGUUGGAGUAAGCCCUUUCUGCUUUUAUCAACAGCGUCACAAGACGAGGACUCAAACAGGUGUGUUUAAGGACGCUGACAUGAAUCUAUGCUGAUGUUGGUUUUUUUUUUGGAUGUUCUUGGAAGAAACGGAUAAUGGCCACAAUGAUUUGGACCAGAAGACUUUUCUGUGUUCUAAUCUUCUUUAUAGGAUAUUUGGCAUUGGUCACCUAUAGGAUGAUAAGAAUGAAAUCUACGGAUUUGUAUCAUCCUCCCCCAUUUAGGACAUUUCUGAAUCCUGUCACAAAUCCUCAUACAACUGUGGAUGAUGAGCUCAUAAAAUUACUAGACUGGCCAGAACCCCCUACUACUGUUUCCAAUAUCAGCCUCUCCACCCACCCCAAAAAGAGCACUUUCCACCUGCUAGACAAUCAGACCACGUUCAAGGUUGGAGAAACGUUAAGGGUCCUUAUCACGGCUAAGGAUCAUGAUGGCUACCCAAAAACCUAUGGAGGUGACUUUUUCGAAGCAAAGUUGCACUCCCCGAAGUAUAAAGCUGGGGUAACUGGAAACGUGAAUGACUUUGGCAAUGGAAGCUACUUGGCCACUUUCCUACUCCCAUGGCCCGGAGAAGUUGCUGUGAAUAUCAAGCUAAUUGUGUCCAGUGAAGCUGUGGCUGUCCUUAAGAACAAGAGAGAGAAUCACCCAGAAAAGGUCUAUUUUCACGGCUUUUUCCAACUGAAUGGCAUUACUGAGGUCACCGAAUGUAAUGUUGAGCUGGGGAGGAGCGACGUCUGUACCUAUAACCACCCUAUCAGUGGUGACACGUGGGAGUGCGUGAGGCCACAAAAGCUGCCUUGUGACGCUUGGGUUUCUCAUUCUACGGGCGGCUUUCGUAAUGUGACCAGUUUAGUGGAAAGUUACUUACUGAGUGGAUCAGUUGCCGAGCAGAAUAUUCAAAGCUUCGUUCCUCCAAUCAACGUGGAGCCAACUAAUAGAAUUACAGAACUCAUCUCAAAGCUGCCAGUCUGUAGACCAGGUCAAGAGCCCCCACAGCCUUCUGGAUAUUAUUAUAAUGAUAACUGGGUAUCCUUGACAUGUCAGGGGCAACACUUCCCUCACCCAUCAAAUGCCAGUGACUGCCUACGGGGAAAGAAUAUCUACAUGUUUGGAGAUUCCACUCUGCGUCAGUGGUUUGAAUAUCUAGAGAGUUUCAUCCCAAGCCUCAAGAGGAUUGAUCUGCACGGUAAUUUUAUGCCUGGACCAUUGCUUGCGGUAGACCCUGAAUUUGGACUCUUACUGACUUUUAGAUCUCACGGACUACCUUAUAGGACCACACGGACUAUGGCCUCUGAUUUCCACUAUGAGUCUGUAGACAUAGCGGGCAUUAGCGGAGGACCUCAUACAGUUGUAGUGAUAACAGUCUGGGCCCAUUUCACCAGCUUCCCAAUACGGUUUUACAUACGAAGGUUAGCCCAGGUACGGAAGGCAGUUGUAUCCCUGCUCUCCCGCAGCCCACAGACUAAAGUUAUUAUUAAAACGGCUAAUACAGGCGAAACAUCUGUAUACACCAGUGAUUGGCUGGCUUUUCAACUGGACAUCCUAAUGAGGGCAGCAUUUAAAGGUCUGCCCAUCGCCAUGAUUGACGCAUGGGAUAUGACGUCAUGUCAUUACUAUAUGAAAAACCUCCACCCGGGUCCGCAAGUCAUAAGGAAUGAAGUUGACCUUAUGUUAUCUUAUAUCUGCCCCCGUUGAGCCAGAUACCCCCAUCAACCAUUCUCGCCAAGGCCUUGAGGUAAGAGGAUGGGUCAAGCCUAGGACAGCACCCAGCCAGGAUACAUCUCUGCCCUCAUUUAUUUUUAAACUUAAUCUUUCGACCUCUCUUUAGACUCAAUGGAAGCUAUGGAAGCCAAAAACCUUCUAUGCUAAGAGGCCGUAAAAAAAAAUUACGUUAACAAAGUUGAAAAUGACGUGAAUAAAGAUGAAGACUCUUGUGAUCUCAAAACAGUAUAUUCAUUAUUCAAUCUUUAAGAAACAAAGUUACGGAUUCCGAAACCGUUGAAUGUAGACCACGGAACAGUGCAGCUAAAUGAAAGGGGCCUUGACUGGGUGAGGGACAUUGGCUUUAGGACUUUGGGA
Spea bombifrons (plains spadefoot toad) is the source of this 2206-nucleotide messenger RNA. Its product is annotated as NXPE family member 3-like. Lineage: Eukaryota; Metazoa; Chordata; Amphibia; Anura; Pelobatidae. Bases 224 to 1822 code for a protein of 532 amino acids. The record is from RefSeq and is a predicted model, not a curated record. The transcript has 8 exons.